ACCAAUGAACCUAGAGACAAUUGGUAGCAAAGUUCAAGGAUUCUCAAGAGCACAUUUCUCAGAGAGAAAGAGAGAGGGAAUAGCGCUCAGGGAGCUGGGUUUGAAAGACUGAAAUGAUUGGAUAAUAUUUGCACUCUACAGAAAGGAAAUGCAAAUUGAAUGGUGACAGGGCUGGCCAGGUGAUUUAAAGGUCUAACAAAAUAUUAUUUAAGAAGAAAACAAGUGGAGAACAUGGCAGAGAGCAAAUCCAGCAUCAGCUCGAAAGGAGGGGCCAAUGUGCUUGCUAAACGGGUGCAGAAACAAUUCAACAGAGCACAGGAGAAGGUGUUGCAGAGGCUUGGCAAAUCUGAGGAGACCAAAGAUGAGCACUUUGAGCAGUACGCGAUGAACCUCCAGUCCCAACAGAGCGAUGGAUAUAGAAUAUACAAGGACCUAAAAGCGUACCUCAACGCUGUCACAGUAAUGAGAGAUGCCUCAGGUCGACUGUUUCAGUCCUUGUAUGAUGCCUAUGAUGAUAGCUGGGACGGCGCAGAGGAUCUUGGGGCAGUUGUGGAGGGAGAAGACCUUCUGUGGAAAGAUUAUGAGGACAAGCUGUGUGAUCAGGCAUUAAUCACAAUGGAGUCUUACAUGAGCCAAUUUCCAGAUGUCAGGGAAAAAGUGGCCAAGCGAAACAGGAAACUCGUAGACUAUGAUUCCGCUCGCCAUCAUGCGACAGGGCUGCAGAAUGCUAAAAAGAAGGAUGAUGUCAAAAUUGGAAAGGCAGAGGAUGAGAUGAAUGCAGCAAAGGCGAUAUUUGAGGGCAUGAACAAGGAGCUGAAGAUGGAACUACCUAUUCUAUUUGACAGUCGCAUAGGAUGCUAUGUCACAGUCUUCCAAGCCGUUUGCAACCUCAGAGACAUCUUCUACAAGGAACUUACCAAGAACAAUGAGGAUUUACAGACUGUAAUGAAAGAGCUGAGCAGCCAGCAUCCAGACAAGAGCUUUGUCGUGAAGAACUUCAACCGGUCUGGUUCCUUGAAGAGAAGGUCAUUUAGAGACACUUUGUCCCCCAGAUCACUUAAAAACUUUUAUGAUUUCCACACCAGUUACAACCCCAGGGGCUCUCUAAGGAGAGACAAUUCAUCCAGUUUUAAGUCUAAGAGACCCACAUAUGGGUCAUACAGCCCUAGGCAGACCAGCCCCACCAGCCCUCAUUCCCUUUUUGAGAACGUCCCUGGUGCAAAAGGCAGCCCUACAAGAUUAGAUUUUCCUACAGAGGAAGGUACCUCACCCCAUAAGCCACAACUAGAUAACACCAGCAGCUCUGAAGAUAAACCAGUGCAGGAAGACAAGAAAGCCAAAAAGAACGAGUCUUCUCAAGCCUCAGAUCAAGAUACACCAAAUGAAGAGGAGUCUUCUGACGAGGACAGUGAUGAGUGUGAACUGAAACCAAGCGCAAACUCUGAAUGCUCCAACAUCACAGAUCAAAAAACACCUGAGAAGGUGAGAGACGAUGGGCCUUCAGGUGCGGAGAAUGGAAUAGCCUGUGAGACUAAGUCAGAUCUGGAACAACCUGAGGCUUCAAUCAAUGCUCUUACCAAGGGUGACCGUCCAUCAGGAGAGGUGAAGGAGUGAGCGACAACAGAGGCCCCUAAAUAGCAGACAAAAGAAAAGACAGUGUUUAUUGGCAACACACUGGAAUCGGGCUGCAAAUGCACAACGUAAUUCUUGAUCUUUUGAGAUAUAUAUUUUUAGAUGUUUAAAUUGUGGGUUUUAAUUCAAGAACAGUUUCUUUUAGAAUAUAAUCUCUUUAAUGUAUUUUAUCCUAUGUGGUGGUCUUCCUUAAGCAUUUUAAUGUUUUUAGCUACAUAACUUAAUAAAUGACAUACUUUUAUCUAAUUGAUCAAAGAAAACAAUGGAAAUGUUACUUGGAUAAUGUACUUGCCAAUCAUCUAUCAUUAAAUAACUUAAUAAAAGUGAACUUGCCUCUCA
Labeo rohita (rohu) is the source of this 1971-nucleotide messenger RNA. It is a transcript of the gene bin2a, whose product is annotated as bridging integrator 2a. The transcript has 14 exons. Gene Ontology annotation, cellular component: phagocytic cup; podosome; plasma membrane. Bases 232 to 1614 code for a protein of 460 amino acids. Gene Ontology annotation, molecular function: phospholipid binding; protein binding. The record is from RefSeq and is a predicted model, not a curated record. Lineage: Eukaryota; Metazoa; Chordata; Actinopteri; Cypriniformes; Cyprinidae. Gene Ontology annotation, biological process: plasma membrane tubulation; phagocytosis, engulfment; podosome assembly.